CCUCUGCCCUAGUAUUCGAGGUCUCUGCUAGCCGUCUCAAGUCCAAAGCACAACCCCAGCGUUGGGUGGUGACUCACUGAGCUGACAUGGGCAGCAGAACCGUGAAUGGUGGCGCAACCUCCGCCCCCGCGGCCGUCUCCGUGGACAAGGGUGUUGAUUUCGCUAACUAUUUCUGCACCUACGGUUUCCUCUAUCACCAGAAAGAGAUGCUUUCUGACCGUGUUCGUAUGGACGCUUAUUACAAUGCUGUUUUCGAGAACAAGCACCACUUCGAAGGAAAGGCUGUUUUGGAUGUAGGUACAGGAAGUGGUAUUCUAGCUAUAUGGUCUGCGCAAGCCGGUGCAAGGAAAGUCUAUGCAGUGGAGGCCACCAAGAUGGCAGAACAUGCCCGUGAACUUGUUAAAGCAAAUAAUCUUCAGGAUAUUGUUGAAGUUAUUGAGGAGUCAAUGGAAGAUGUUAUCUUGCCUGAACAAGUUGAUGUAAUUAUUUCAGAGUGGAUGGGAUACUUUCUUCUGCGUGAAUCAAUGUUCGACUCUGUAAUUUGUGCCCGUGAGCGCUGGCUGAAGCCAAGUGGGGUCCUGUAUCCAAGCCAUGCUCGAAUGUGGUUAGCACCUGUCAGGUCUGGAUUGGUGGACCAGAAAAUGAGUGAUUAUGAAGAUGCCAUGAAUGAUUGGCAUGGUUUUGUCAAUGAGACUGAAUCUUAUUAUGGUGUUGACAUGAGGGUUCUGACGAAGCCAUUUGCUGAAGAACAGAGAAAAUACUAUUUGAAGACAUCACUGUGGAACAACCUUCAUCCAAAUCAAGUUAUCGGGUCGCCUGUUAUUAUUAAGGAGAUAGAUUGCUCGACAGUUACCAUAAAUGAUAUACUUAAUGUCCGUGCAAGUGUUUCAUCUACGAUCUCAGCAGAAAAUACAAGGCUCUGUGGAUUUGCUGGAUGGUUUGAUGUUCAUUUUCGAGGUAGCCAUGAGAAUCCGGCUCAACAGGAAAUCGAGUUGACAACUGCACCUAGUGAAGAUUUUGGUACACAUUGGGGCCAGCAGGUUUUCCUCUUACAUCCUCCUGUACGUGCUCAUCAAGGGGAUAAUUUGAUGUUAAAUUUUUCUAUGACACGUGCAAAAGAGAAUCAUAGGUUGAUGGAAGUUGACCUCACUUGCGAGAUUAGACAGACGUCUGGAACAUUGCUUCCACUGUCUACAAACAAGUUUUACAUAGAAUGAACCUACAUCCAGACAUUUCCACAGUGCCUGGAAAAAUAUGUGACUUUCGAGUUCCCGUGUAUGCUGCAUUGUCCCAUGAUGGUUUAAUGGUGGACGAUAAACUUUGAGCUACUUGUACUGGUAAUUUUUGCAAUUUUCAUCCUACUGUUCAAGAACAAAAACUGUUCUGAAAAUGUAUUUGGUAACAGCAGCUAAUUUUGAUAGUUAUAAAAGUUCUGUUUUUACUUGUG
Messenger RNA from Olea europaea var. sylvestris, 1447 nucleotides. Its product is annotated as protein arginine N-methyltransferase PRMT10. The record is from RefSeq and is a predicted model, not a curated record. The transcript has 8 exons. Gene Ontology annotation, molecular function: protein-arginine N-methyltransferase activity. Gene Ontology annotation, cellular component: nucleus. Gene Ontology annotation, biological process: peptidyl-arginine methylation. The coding region runs from base 87 to 1217 and encodes 376 amino acids. Lineage: Eukaryota; Viridiplantae; Streptophyta; Magnoliopsida; Lamiales; Oleaceae.